CCCCAUUCCCCCAUCCUUCAUUCAUUCCGCCCUCCAUUUCUAUUAGUAUUCAUCAUUCCAUCACUCCUCCACCACCGGAGCUUUCUUUCUUUCUUUCUUUCUUUGAAAGGAAGAAAAGAAAGCUCCUUUCCUUCUUCUCUCGAAGUUUUUUUCCUCAUAGAAUUAGAAAGAGAGACAGAGAGAAAUGGGAGGAGGAGAGAUGGAGGGGAGGAAGAGGUUUGCCGUGCUGCUGUGCGCGGAGGACUCGGAGUACGUGAAGAAGGUUUAUGGGGGGUAUUUCAAGGUGUUCGUGGGGUUGUUGGGGGAGGAAGGGGAGAGAUGGGAUGUCUACCGGGCGGCGCGCGGGGAGCUGCCGGCCGAGAAGGAUGUGGACGCUUACGACGGCUUCGUCAUCACCGGCAGCUGCAACGAUGCGCAUGGCGACGAUGUGUGGAUCAAAGAACUCGUCAAACUUCUCAAAAUCAUCGAUUCCAAGCGCAAGAAGGUCCUCGGAAUUUGCUUCGGCCAUCAGUUAAAUUUGCACAGAUUUUGACCCGAGCGUUGGGCGGGAAGACUGGCCGAGCCAAAGGAUGGGAUAUAGGAGUCACCUGCAUCCACCCCUCGCAUUCUGCUCUUAAGCUUCUCUCUUCUCUUCACAUCCCCUCUCAUCUUCCGGUGAUCGAGUGUCAUCGGGACGAGGUCUGGGAGCUGCCUCCCCAUGCAGAGGUGAUAGCUUGGUCUGAGAAGACUGGCAUCGAGAUGUUCAGGUAUGGAGACCACAUCAUGGGCAUCCAAGGCCACCCUGAAUACACCAAGGACAUUCUCCUGCACCUCAUCGAUCGCCUCCUCCAACGUAACCUCAUUCAGACUCGUCAUGCUGAAGCAGCAAAGGCAAGCUUAGAUGCUCGGGAACCAGAUCGAGAGGCAUGGAAAAAGUUGUGCAAAAGCUUUCUCAAGGGGAAACUCUGAUUGUAGCCGGAACAUGUCGCACUGAAAACUAGAUUAUGAUUCUGAUGGGAACCCAGCUUUUGUAUAUAAACAUGUUACUCAAAAUGUCAAACAAAGGUAGUUGGAUUAAUCUCCUUUACAACUUGCUACUGUUCAGGAAAUUUAUGGGUGGAAGUUUAGAUAGGAGGGGUUUUUCAGGUCUGCCACACCUUAUGUAACUCUUUUACUUCGUUGAAUGAUUUAAUCAAGGAAUUUACUUCACAAAAAUUGCA
This is a messenger RNA of Elaeis guineensis (African oil palm), 1199 nucleotides long. RefSeq names its product gamma-glutamyl peptidase 5. Lineage: Eukaryota; Viridiplantae; Streptophyta; Magnoliopsida; Arecales; Arecaceae. The record is from RefSeq and is a predicted model, not a curated record. Gene Ontology annotation, cellular component: cytosol.